AUGCCUUCACUACUUGAUCUUCCCAAUGAAAUCCUACUCCAUAUCAUUGCAAACAUCGAUCUCUAUCGUGAAGCGCGUAUACUGGGGUAUGAUCCGGAUUGCUCAACUUCAUACCUAGUAGGAGAGCAUCUCAUCGACGAGUUUGAAGAAAACUGCCGUACGCUGCGCAAUCUGGCGCUUACGUGCAAGCGCUUAUCACCUUUGGUCGCGGAGCAGAUAAUUUUUGCACCUCUCGUCACAAAUUGGGACUAUCCAGAGACGUUACAACCACGUCGUGGCAGACCGAGCUGUGCUCACUUACUCGCAUUGAUACGCCUACUCGUAGCCCAUCCGGAGCGGACAAAUUACGUGAAGCAACUGCGGUUAUCGCUCCGCCCGGAAAUCGAACUUGAUUAUCAUUUCAACGGACGAAAGAUCUGCCCCGUGCGAACGCUCGCGCUCAUCGAGUCGCUUAGAAUCCCUUCAACCUCGAAGCAUGCGUUGAGAGAGUGUGCACAAGAAUACCCUUCGAUUACCUUGGUCUCAAUAUUGUUGACGCUUGUGCCACGACUUGAACGACUGUGUAUUUCCAUGCCAAUCGGGUUCAAGAUCAUUACGGAAGUAGAACGCCCCUGCUGCAUUUUGAAAAGGCUCUCCUUUCACACCUUGAAGUAUCUCAAAAUCGAAAAUUACAGCUUUAUUGAUCUAGGCCAUUUACCUUGUUGCGCAGAUACCAACAUACUUGAUCUUAGUAUCUCUCCAGAAGAGAUCAGGCACGACUUCACCGCUCCCGCCGCUCCGACCACACUUUCAACGUUAUCAAAGAAGAUGUCAAAUGCAUGCCUGUCUGAGCUACGCCAUCUAAGAGUGGAUUUUCAGACAAGAACGGUAGGCAUAUGGAAUCAUGGAAAGAGGAUGUACAUGAUCGAUCUUUUGCAAAAAUUCCGUCAUCUCAAACACCUCGACUUCUACGCAGAAAGCUCUGACUGCAAAAACCCCUUUCGCAGUGUUCGCGCGUUUCCACACUACCAAGCCAACAUACAAAAUUAUCCUGACGAAUCAGAUCAUCUUCCUCUCCACGUAGAGGAUCAAUAUUGGGACCAAAGAUUAUACGACGCACGCACUGAGAUUACGGAUUACCAGAAUCUCGUCGACUCUAUUAUACAUCUCAGGCCAACUCUGGAGACGUUGCGUUUACCAGGCGGCUUCUGGACGUUACCUGGGGGCAUGCGCAAACCUCUGCCGCGCUUCGACAAGUUUACGCAGUUGAGCAAGCUGCUCAUUCCUCAGGCAGCCAUCCUUUCAAUCAAAUUGGACAACAUGCGGCUUGACGACGUAGUCGGUGACUUUGAUCUUUCUCCCAAGAUGGCCCUACCUCCAAUGUUGCGACAUCUGGUAGUUUUCGACGCUGAUGCGCCAUUUUUGCAUUCGCAAUGGCUUCUCGACUUCUUCGGCGCUCAACUAGGCCGAAAGCAGUGGCCGGGCUUUGAACAUCUUGAGAUACGCCUCGGAUACACUGUUGAAGAUGACGAACUAGAAAGGAUAAUUGCAGGACGAUCACCAUCGCAAAAAACCUUCUGCACACUCGCCCGAACAGCUCCCUUUCGUACAGUCGUCAGAAGAGAUGACGAUGUGCCAUCGCUCAGCCUCGAAUGA
Molecule: messenger RNA, 1635 nt
Organism: Plenodomus lingam JN3
Lineage: Eukaryota; Fungi; Ascomycota; Dothideomycetes; Pleosporales; Leptosphaeriaceae
Source: RefSeq, a predicted model, not a curated record